AUGGAAGGAGCAGCACUCCAUUGGCUUCGAUGGCUCCAGCAACAAUCUCCAAUGAUUACCUGGGAUCAAUUGAAGGAAGAACUCGUUGACCAAUUCGACGGGGACUUAGCAGCAAGUCCCAGCGAACACUUGGCUGCCUUACACCAAACAAGAUCUCUGGAUGAUUACGCCAAUGAAUUUCGAGCGAGAGCAGCCCAAGUCCCAGGCCUGGAUUCACAACUUCAGCUAGGGUUUUUCUUAAAUGGACUCAAGGAAGAAAUAAGGGUUCGAUUGCGCCCAUAUGAUGUGCUCGAUCUACGAACGGCCAUGAAAGUUGCUCGGUCUGUUGAACGAGAAUUGGAUUUCUUAAAUUCCAAAUAUGGAAGAUUUACUACUGGGUAUGGUUUAGGCUUCCAACCGAGGCCCAUUAAUCCUUCUCGUUUUGAACCACCAAAACUAAACAACACCUUAACAACCGGCCAAAAUAAGAAUUCUGCAGCCCAGUACAAGCCCAAUGAUCACUUCAAACUACUUCCAGGCGGCACAGGUUCCUCCUCUUCACAACUACCGCGACACAACACAACACAGAAAAGUAGAGUGGCACGCCAAUACUCCCAUCAAGAAUAUUUGGACAUGCGUGCGAAGGGGUUGUGUUUUCGCUGCAAACAACCUUACAACCCGAUGCAUGAUUGCCCUCAAAAAUCAUUACGUGCUCUCAUCGCAGCAGAAGACGAGAUCACUGAUAUCAUCUCCGACUUCAGACUAGAAGAAUCCCAACAACAUCAAGCAGAAACCAGUGAAGCUCAGCUCCAUUUUCUAGAUCUACCUUUGACGGCGAUAGGUGGAAUAGAUGGACCACGGACAAUGAAAUUUUCAGGUCAUGUGUACGGUGAACCAGUGACUAUUAUGGUAGAUAGUGGGGCAAGCCACAACUUCAUCUGA
Molecule: messenger RNA, 921 nt
Organism: Striga hermonthica
Lineage: Eukaryota; Viridiplantae; Streptophyta; Magnoliopsida; Lamiales; Orobanchaceae
Source: the annotation of a GenBank genome assembly